AUGACGUCGACACCAUCGGCUUUAUCUGCGACAGCCAAAGAAUUUAUUCCAUCUCAAAUCCCUACAUUAGGAUACUGCGAUUCUGUUGAUCCAGUUAGUCUCGGUUCAACCACGACCAUUUAUGUUAGCGGUAUGCCUGGAACGUCGUUAUUGUAUCCGACUCAAACAACGUGUCUAGAUAUGAGCAAAACGCAGUUAUCUCAUUUACCAGAAAUUGAAUUACACAUUCAACAACGUCAGACACAACAAUUCAACAUUGAAUCAUCUCAAGUGCCUAGCUCAUCAUCGACAUCAUCUACAUCGCCCAUUGCUCAACAACAAUCACAAAUUAUUCUCUUGCCAACAAACAUUCCAUAUCCAAAUUAUCCACAAACAAUGCCUUCGUCAGCACAAAUUCUUUAUACCACAAGUUUAACGCCAAAUGAACCGCCUCCGUAUUAUGCUCAUCCGUAUGAUAUUAUCGAUCAACAACAGCCACAGUUAGUCAGUUUUUCUCUUCAACCUCAACUACCUCCACAAUCAUUACAAAUAUGUAAUUUACAUCAACAAGGGCAGUCUCACAAUCGUUAUAAACAACACAAUGAUCAAUUGCACCAACAAUCAUCCAUACCAAGGCGUGAUGGUGGGCGAUCGUCUCGGGGUACUAGUUCAUCUUACUUACGUGGUAGAGGUGGUAGCUAUCGACCAAAUAAUAAUUUUUACAAUUCUUCAAUUGAAAACUCUGAUUAUCAACAUAACAAUAGAUCACCCACAUCAUCUUCAUCUUAUCGUCGUUACGGUAGUAGUCAAAAUUAUAACAGUAGCAGAGGUCGAGGAUCCUACGAUCAAUCACAACGUUAUAAUGAUCGGAAUUCAGCAUUCUUCAAUGGUCCUUAUUCUCAAUCACCACACCUAUCACAGAAUAAAAAUGAUUUAACAAAUUCAACUCAAUCAAAACGCAUUCCAUCUUCUAACUCUCAUCAACGUAGUUUUUCAUCCUACGAUCAAGUUGAUAAUAGUAAUAAUUAUCAGCCAACACGUAGUCGAGGUUUGACAAGAAGAAUUCCAAAUUCUCGUUCGUAUGAUGAUCGGAAUGGUUCUGAUUAUGUCGAUUACGAUGUUGUAGGAGAUAUCGAUUUCAAUCAUAUGGAUAAUGAUCAACAUACUAAUCACAAUAAUAAUCAAGCACAGUCUCUUAUUGAUAGUAACGAUGUGACAUCAUUUGAAUUUCGUCAAGAAGAUUUUCCUAGUUUACCUCUAAAUGCGAAUAAUCAUACCGUUAACAACAAACAACAUACAUCUCAUGUACAUGUCAACGGCGAUAACAAUCAUAUUAGUCAACCAAAUCAAAAUGGUACUCAACCGUCAUGGAACAUAGUUGUAUCCACUGCUCGUCCAAAAUCCUCAUCUCCGACUUCCAAAUCACCUGCGAUUACUAAACAACGAUCAACAAGUCAACAUUCUCAAACAUCUCGGAAAAGUCGUAAGGAAGCUCCUCCAGACAAUAAAAAAUCAAAAUCACAUGAACGAAAUAAAACAUCGCCGAAUCAAACAAAAUCACCUUUAACUCAACAGCGUUCUGUAUCAUUAAACUCAAAUAAUCAACAAGAUGCAGAGUCUGCACAACAAAAACAGCGCCGUCAUGGACGAAAGAAAUCGAAAACAAAAACUACAAAGCAACAAGAGCAGGCGACAACAGAAACACCUUCAUUUACGUCGUCAAAAAUUGUUCCAUUUGCAUUAGACGACGAAAGCGCAUUUCCAACGUUGUCGAAUUCACAAACAACAACGAAAAAAGUUGUAAAAAAUACUACACAACACCCAAAUGAUCCUAAUCAAACAGAUGUUUCAAUUGAACCACCCACAACGAUAGAGAAACAAUCUCAGCCAUCGUCACAUCGGAAACCUCAUCCAAAAGCAAAUACAGCUUAUGCUGUGCGUUUAACUGACAUGUUUAAUGCUUUGAAUACGACAAGUGCAAAUAAAAGUCAACAAAAAUCUUCAUCGUCUGUUCAAAUAAAAACAAAUCCAUUGGAUUCAAACCCGGUGCCGAAACGUGGAAAAGAACGUGAAGAACCAAAACGACGUAAACCGACAAAAUUAAAACGUAUUAUUAAUAAAGAAUUAGAAGAAAACCAUAAACAACGAUUGUCUUUGAAACAACAACCAUCAUUGGACACAAAUAAUGAAUUAAAUAAUAGUAUAAAUGAUAGUAAUAAACAACAAUAUGACGAUACUAAGCAUGCUCCUGCUACUCUUAUAACUAACACAUUAUUGAAUGUUUUGUCGCAAAUUUCUAAUUCGACAAGUGUUCAAGAUAUGGACGAAGAAGAUGAUAAUGGUAGUAGUGCAUCAUGCACUGAACAAGACGAAGAAAAUCGUGAUGAUCAUGAACAGAUUAGUCAACAAUCAUCUUAUAAUCCUAGUCCAUUUACAGCACAACCUCCACCCCCUUCAGAAUCUCUCAUACAGGAUAUUCAACAAAUGAAACAAUUACAUCACUCCUGUUUUCGUGAAUAUUGUCAUCAACUUAUCGAUCGAACACUUGAUGAAAUCUGUGUUCAAUUAUUGUUGACAUUAAAACGAUUUCAAGAUCGACAACAAAAUCUUAAUCCACAAAAAGCAAAAUUAAAACGACGAUAUAUUCAUGGUAUUCGUGAAGUAACAAAACAUUUACGUUUAAAUCGUUUAAAAUGUAUUUUGAUUGCACCUGAUUGUGAACGUAUUAAAACCGAAGGUGGUCUAGAUGAUGCUAUUGAACAAAUAAUCACAUUAUGUGAAAAACAAUCUAUACCCUAUGUAUUCACAUUAAAUCGCAAGAAACUAGGACGAUGUUUAAAUAAAAUAUCAAAAAUAUCUACUAUUGGUAUCUUUGAUUAUAGUGGUACAGAACAAUUUUAUAAACAAAUGUUAGAGUUGACGCAUGAAAAUCAAUUACAAUAUCAAACUAUCGUUGAGAAUUUACAUAAAGAACAAGAGCAAGAACAACAACUAUCAUCUAAACUGACAAAUACUGGUUUGAAUAGUAAAGAAUUUUUUAAAUUAUUACAUAAAACAUUUCAACAAAAGAAUCAACAGCAACAAAAACCACAACGAUAUAUUGUUAAUAAAAUACCAAAAGAAUCAUUAUCCAAAAUGUUACCAAAAGUGCCCGCUCAUUAUGCACACUCAAGAAAUGUGUCGGAUACAAGUACAAUUUAUAUUGAUCCAUUAUUAAUUACAACCCUAAAUGGUCUACCUUCCACUCCACCACAUAUACCCAGUGCUCAUCAUGUUCGUGCUUCAUCUGGAUCAUUUGAACAAAUUCCAAAAUGUGUUGUAACUAAAAAGAAUGGUCAUCAUCGAACACUGUCUGCUGGUGCUACAACGAUUUUUGUUCCAUCUGACAUGAUUGUCACCACAAAUUCCGUACUUAGUGCUCAUCACACUAAAUGUCAUUCUCGUACACCGUCUGGUUGCAGUCAAAUAAGUCAACCGUACUCAGAAUUAGAACAAAUCGAUUAUUAUGACCAAGUGAAAAAUGUACUCGAAUGUUCGACUACAACAUCAACAAUCAACUCUUCACCUCCCAGUGAUCUACCACAAUUGCAACAAGAAGAUGUGAGAGAAGAAGUCUCAUCACAUACAAUACGGUUAAAAUCGAUCGAUGAACAUGAUCCCGGAAAUGAAGCCGAUACAGAGGCAUACAUUGAUGAAGAAGAUGAUGCAACGACAUUAGUGGAACAAACAGAUAUAUCUUCAUCAAAACAAUCGAAAAGAGUAAAAAAAUUAUCAAAAAAUGUCGAAACAUCUCUUUCAAAUGUUGAAAAAUGGGUACAUUCGACCGAAUUUCGAAAAGAUGAUGAUGAUGACGAAUGA
Messenger RNA from Didymodactylos carnosus, 3837 nucleotides. NCBI's taxonomy places the organism in Eukaryota, Metazoa, Rotifera, Eurotatoria, Philodinida, Philodinidae. The record is from the annotation of a GenBank genome assembly.